Porites lobata is the source of this 4992-nucleotide messenger RNA. The record is from the annotation of a GenBank genome assembly. Lineage: Eukaryota; Metazoa; Cnidaria; Anthozoa; Scleractinia; Poritidae.
AUGAAGAUAGGUGAGCAGGGUUCAUUUAGUUUGCCUGUCCACUGUGUUCAGUGUGGUGAAUAUUUCAUAGUGUCAGAUCGAGGUGAACAUUGUAUCAAAGUAUUUAACAGGGAGGGUCAUUUUCAGUACAAGUUUGGUAAGAAGGGGGAGGGGGACGGGGAUUUUAAUUGUCCACGUUUUCUGUCAGAGACUCAGUCAAAGCACCUGUUGGUUUGUGAUGAGGAUAAUCAUAGAAUACAAGUCUUUGAUGUAGAUGGGAAGUUUGUAGGAAAAUUCGGUACAAAUGGCAGCAAAUUAGGAGAAUUUAAUAAUCCAUUAUCAGUAGCUAUUCUAAGUAAUGAUCAAAUUGUGGUAUCUGAGUACAAUAAUAAUCGAAUUCAAAUAUUUGAAUGACAUUUUACCCGUUUUCCUAAGAAUAAUUGCAAGCAUAACCACUAGUCUUUUUCUCAUUUCUGAGUGUAGUAGGAUUACGUGAUUACAAUCACUAUUUUUCAAUUUCUUAGAAUCAAACGUUUUGUUAAGUUUAGGUCAGUGUAUGAAUUGUUUUCUUGUAAGCAAGACAAUCAGGGUUUUCUCGCAUUCACAUAUCAAGUAUCGCCCUUAGAGAAGGAUUUUGAUGUACUUACUCGUAGCACUGUUCUUACGCUUUGGGCUUUGCGCAUGGCAUCUCGGGAAGGGUGAAAUGUCACGAAUCAUUCGCGCCUCGCGCUUUACAUCCUUCCCAUGACGCUUGGCUUCGCAAAAUGAGCCGAACACAAAUCCAAGUCUACUCUGUGGCCAAAUAUAGACCCCAUCUUAGUCACUGUUGGGAAAAUGUAAUUUUCGCGAUCCCAUUUUAGUAACUUCUGUUUUCUACCUUUUAAAGCCUUUUAACUAGGUCAUCCUGAAAUGAAUUGACACAUUGGUUUAACUUAUGUAGAAACGUAUAACAAUAUAGAUGAGCGUUGCCACUCUGUAAUAGAAAAAAGGCCGGGAAAUAAAUUUUUUUCGCCUUAAGUCACCCUAUGUGAUAUGCAGUUAUUUGUCUAAUUAUUCCACUUGAGACAUAUUAAAUAUAAGUGAUCCAUUCUACUAUGGUUGGAACCUGACAAUGCCCAACAAUAAUGCAAGUCGCUUACAUUCCAAGCGCUAGCUAGUAAUUGUACAACUCUUUAUGUUUCAAUUUAUUCCCUAAGGCAGUCUAGUUUUCUUUUCGUUUACAGUCGUUCCCGUAUUUCUGCAUUGGCUCGGUGGUUUGAUGUAAAAAAUAGUUCAGAUCAAAAUUCAAGAAAAACAGUCUGGAAGUAGGAGAGGCAGAUUGAGGUGUUUUUAAAAAAGAUUAGCUCCUUUUGAGUGAGUCCUGCGAUUAAUUAUCUCAUUUAAUACAUAGUUUUCCUUAAGUGUUGCACGUUGAAAGCAAUCUAAAUUGUUGAACUCUUCUUUGGUACGAGAAGUGCAAUGAAAACGUUCUAGGCCUGAUCCAUUUAUUGUGGAUUUUCACUAGAUGGUACGUGCUUUCAUGACAUUGUAAAGAUUGUUUUUCACUGACGUAGGAGUCCUGGAGAGGGGUAGAGGGUACUCCCUAUAAUGGCCUAUACGUGGAGGCUCCGUCCGAAAGGGGGUACCUUUUGUAGGCUUAAGCCCAAAAGGGUAGGGAUUUCACUAGUUGUAGUAUAUGAAAGGGUAGGGAAAGCUGUUCGGUCCGUAAAAGGACCUAAAAGGGCAAACAAAGUAUUUUUGUGGCUGUGAGGAAGACAAGAAAACUUUCUGGUUUGGUGAGUACUCCCCUCACCCUGUCGGGGGUAAGAGUCGGAAUCGGACAAUGUUAGUUAUUGUCAAAGAAUAAUGUAGCUGUACUUAAUUAGAGAGCGAGAAUAUUCGGUCUCUGUUGGGUUUUUGUGAACGUCAACGAUCCUGGAAACGUUUGAGUUGGCCUCUUUAACUCUUUAAACCCCAAUAUCCACAUACAAAUUCUCCAAACUGGUCUUUAUACAUUUUCAUAUUGAAUACGUUGAGAGAAUUUGGUAGAUGAUCAAAGUAUUAGCCUGGCCAUUUGGUGAUUAUUUCAUUAAUUCUCACAACCUUAUCUCUUGAUUGUGCAUUGAUAUUGUUCGGAGAAAAUUGAUGUUUGUUACUUUUGGGAAUCUAAGUGUUAAUAUCUUUCACAAAUCGAUAUAUGGUUACUGUUCCCUUUAUCAUGCUUACUACUCACAAAUUUCUAGACAACGCGCUGUAUUAAAAUUCAAAUUGCAUCUUUUAAAGCUGUGGUUUCACGCUCUCAUAGUGCUUUACAAAGGAUUCACAGAUUUCACUUUGGUAUUAUUCAGGUUUCAAAAUGAUUGUCAUUUACGGUACUCACGCGCUGAAGCUGGCGCGACAGGGACUCUAACAAAAGCGUUCCGUGAUUCGUUCCUUAGAAGAUAAAAAGCUACAGGGCUUGAUUGAAUGGUGCAUAUUUGCCACUCAGGUCAUAAUGUAUCAGAAGUAAGUCUAAUUGUUAUUGGAUCUUACAACUAUUUUCAAUCCUACCAAGAGAGUAUCUGUUUAAAUUUGAGAUAUCAUCCAGUUCACACUGAUCUUAACCCGGGGGAUUUAAUUUCUGGGAAUCAUAAACCACGAAAACAAUAACAACCCUCUCACAACGAGGCUCUUUGAUUGGUUCAUUCUCUUUUGAGAUUCCGGGAAACUCUAAACGUAGACAAUCAAAAGACUUCAUUGUUCAGUGUUGACUGCUUCAAGGGUCACAGCUCACUUGUUGUUGACGACAUCAUGGACCUUACAACUUUGUUUUACAAUCUUCGUGAAGAAGUGUCUUGUUCGGUGUGCUCGGACUUAUUUACGGAUCCUAAACACCUCCCCUGUCUGCACAGUUUUUGCUUAAAGUGUUUGAAAGGAUGGUACGAAACGUGCGGGGGCGGAGAAGCCAUUAGAUGUCCGAAGUGCGAAACCUUCAGUCAAGUUCCCGCAAGCGGUGAUCUUAAAGAUCUUCCAACCAGCUUUUAUCUUAAUGGCUUAAUCGAUGUUCUUGCCAUUAAAGAAUGCAGCAAGACUCAAUUCAAAUGCGGAAACUGCGACCAGAAGACUUCGGUAGCAUCGUAUUGUUUCCAGUGUUGCAUAUUUUUUUGUGAAGAAUGCUUAAUCGGUCAUAACAUAAUGCGAGACAAGAAGGAACACCGCGUUUUGGCCGUAAAAGAGUUCAAAGACAGGGACUAUCAAGAUGUGUUAAAGCGACCAGUAUUUUGUUCAAGACAAGGACACCGGAAAGAGGAGCUAAAAUUAUUUUGCAAGGAAUGUGAAAAAGCAGUUUGCCAAACUUGCGUAAUGCUCGAUCACAAUGGUCAUAAGUUGACGCUGAUCGAGGAGGAAGCUGAGAAUCAAAGACUUCAGGUAAAAACUGUUAUCGAAACACAACGACACAACUUAGACGAAAAAAUGAACGUUGUCGCUAAGCUAGAUGAAGAUUAUGCUAAAGUGAUUCAACAGAACGAAAAUUUGAAGGGCGAUGUCCCAAGGUUUUCUGAUGGGUUGAUAAAAACAAUUCAAGCAAAAAUGGAAUAUGUUAUUGACGCGAUGGAAAACAAAACGAAGAAGUCACUUGAAAGAUUAACAGCAAAAAGAGGUGAGAUUCAGCAUCAGAUAAAUGUUAUUGAAUCAUCAUUGGAAGAAGCUGAUAAACUUCUAAAACGAAGCACCACCGUUGAAGUUGUUCAGCUUAAAAAAACACUGCAAAUAAUCUUUCAGAGAGUGGAUGAGACAGAGGCUAUUGUUCAUGACCGCAGCAGUCUGAAAGCGUUUGUUUUCGUAGAAAAUCAGAAGAUACUUGAUGUCGUCAACGGCGAAAAAAUUGGAUUCUUGGAAGAAGGUUACCGAACAAAAUCAAGCGAAUCUCUGGCUGAAGGUGAAGGACUGAAAGAAGGGACUGUUGGACGUAAAGCUCAAUUCAAUUUGAUCACAAGAAACGCAGAGAGAAAGCAGGGGUACGAUCAAGGGGACCGUGUAACGGUAGAGAUCACGGACGAACAAGAAGGAGAAUGCGUGACAGAAGUAAGAAUAGAUGAUAACAAGGAUGGAAUCUACGACAUCAGUUAUUUUCCCAGAGUUCAAAGGACAAUAAAGUUAUUUGUUAAGGUAAACGGGGAACAUAUUCAUGGUAGUCCUUUUGCUGUGAUUGUAAAACCAUUUCAAGUCAAACCUGUUUUAUCUUUUGGAAAGAAAGGCUCGGGUGAAGGAAUGUUCAAUAAUCCUAUGGGGGUGGCUGUGACUGCUAAAGAUGAAAUAUUAGUAGCUGACAACCAGAACCAUCGAGUUCAAGUGUUUGACAGUAAUGGUACUUUCUUAAGAUCCUUUGGUCAUAGAGGCAAAAAUGCUGGACAGUUUGAGAAUCCUACAGGAAUAGCCACUGAUACGGAUAGAAAUAUUUUCGUAUCAGAGCAUAUUAACCAUAGAGUACAGAUCUUUACUUGGGAGGGGAGGCACCUGGGUUCAUUUGGCAGCCAAGGAGGCCUUGAUAGUCAGCUCCUUCAUCCUUGGGGUUUAUCCUUAGAUGGUUCUGGUAACGUUAUUGUUGCUGAUACAUAUAACAAACUGAUUAAGAUCUUUACCCUGGAUGGUAGGUUUGUAAAGAAGAUAGGUGGGCAGGAUUCUUUUAGUUUUCCUAUUCACUGUGUUCAGUGUGGUGAAUAUUUCAUAGUGUCAGACUCAGUUGGACACUGUAUCAAAGUAUUUAACAGGGAGGGGCAUUUUCAGUACAAGUUUGGUAAGAAUGGGAAAGGAAACGGGGAGUUUAAUUAUCCACGUUCUCUGUCAGUGACUCAGUCAAAGCACCUGUUGGUUUGUGAUGAGGGUAAUCAUAGAAUACAAGUCUUUGAACUAUCUGGGAAGUUUGUAGGCAAAUUCGGUACAAAUGGCAUCAAAUUAGGAGAGUUUAAUGAGCCAUUCUCAGUAGCUGUUCUAAGUAAUGAUCAAAUUGUGGUGUCUGAUCGCAUCAAUAAUCGAAUUCAAAUAUUUGAAUGA